Anisakis simplex (herring worm) is the source of this 1926-nucleotide messenger RNA. The record is from the annotation of a GenBank genome assembly. Lineage: Eukaryota; Metazoa; Nematoda; Chromadorea; Rhabditida; Anisakidae.
AUGAGUGCGGUUCGACCCAUCGUACGAAAAUCUGAUGUUGGUGCUCCACCAGCGCGUUUAUCAGCCGGAGCGGCACCGAGUCUAUCCGUCUUUUCAGCAAAACGAAGUGCCAAACAUGGACUCAAAGCAGUGUCAUCAAGGUCCUCCGCUUUAGCUAGUCGCAAGCGGCGAGCAGAAGAGAAUCUGGAUGCUGAAGAAUCUGACUCAGAAGAGCGUUCAACUGCCGCUGAAGAUCAUGAAGAAAUGGAAAGUACAGACGAUGUGAAGGUUAACGUUGAAGAGAAAGUGAGGAAAACACGAAAAAAGAGACGUUUCAGAUUAACUGAUUCAACGGCUAAAAGUCGACGAAGAGCUGAACGAAAAGCUCAGUUAGCAGCUGAAAGAAAGGAGCGUGAAGAAUUGAAACAAGAGGUCGAAGAAGAAGAAGUGCAGAAGCAGUCAUCAGAAGAUGCACCUCCAGUUCAGAAACCGCCGAUGAUCAGAACAUAUUCGCCAAUGCAAUUGCUAUGUGAUAAUUUACUCCGCAAGCUACAUGCGAAAGACCCAGAGGAGUAUUUUGCGUUUCCUGUCACCCAAUCGAUGGCACCAGAUUACCAUCAAGUGAUCAAAGAACCAAUGGAUUUCUCAACAAUGCGUUCAAAAAUCGAAACAAAUGAAUAUAACGAUUUGGCAUCAUUCAGAAGAGAUGUUGAAUUGGUGGUGAAUAACGCGUUGACUUAUAAUCAACCGAACACCAUCUAUAAUGUCGCAGCACAAAAACUCGAUCAAAUCGUCCGUUUCUAUUUCUCGGAACCUCACCUCAGAUACCUCUAUCACACUUUACCGUUUUGUAAAGAUAUACCCUUAGACAAAAUGGGUCUGAAGCCGAAAGUUCGUUCGAGAGUUUUGCCGAAGGUUGAACGAAACUACUCAAUUCUGGAUGAUAUGACGCCGUCAUCGAUACUGAGUUCAGUUGAUAUCUCGUUGAAACAGCGACUCUCGAACAGAAAACCACAAUUACGACCAGUGGUACCAGAUUGUGAAAAUGGUAAAGAGCCGAAAUGUCAGCUGGGUUUCUUAGAUAACAAUAAUGGUGCCGUUUGCUUGAACAUUAUCAAUCCAUCGUCAUCAAAUACCAAGAAUAACACUACCAACAGUAAUGAGCAAAGAACGCUGACUUUGGGUGAUAUCGUUGGUAAACUUGAUGAAGGCACACCCGGUCUUUGUGCUCCUCAAGAAUAUAAAUCUUCUACGCAGGUUCCAAUCUCCUUCCUAUCGUACGGGCCGUUUAGUUCGUUUGCACCACAGUACGACUCGACGUGGGCAACGUUAUGUGAUCGCGAUUCAAAAUUGUUGUUGUCAUGUUACGGUGAUAAACAGAAUGUUAUGAAUGGAAUUGCUUUACGAAAUAUGGUUGAAGAUAGUGGUGAGCACUUAAUGAAAUUAGUUGAUGAUAUGUUGGAUACAUUAACUGAUGGUGAACAUUCGAAAACAAUCAAGGCACUCCAAACGGAGCCUGAUGCUAAAGUUCCUGAACUGGACUCCAAUGAUGACGUAGAGAAGUUAUUGUGUGAGGUUGAAUCGCUUGAAAAUAUUGGUAUUGAUAUCUCAUUCAUUUCGGAUAUGCGGAAACUUUACAAUGUCAAACCCGAAUCCACUACUUCUCAAGAUGAACUGAGUAAGACUGGUACUAUGAUAAACGAUUUGGCGCUACUGCAAAAGAAUCGUUUGAGUUCAGUGCCUCCAGCGACACUAAGCGAUCAACCUGCACCGAGUCAGUUAGAAACAAAUUUGGCAUCAAAAAUUCAAAAUCAACUACACACUCAAAUAUCAAGCUACGCUAAGCCAAUCGAUAUUGUCUCACCGGCAGUCAUACAUAACGCAGUUGGGUUGAAUGAAGAGGAUCUAGAUCUGCUCAACGAAUUCUUCACGCCUGGUACUGUAUAA